Messenger RNA from Abrus precatorius (Indian licorice), 1990 nucleotides. RefSeq names its product tubby-like F-box protein 5. Gene Ontology annotation, molecular function: protein binding. The coding region runs from base 457 to 1701 and encodes 414 amino acids. Lineage: Eukaryota; Viridiplantae; Streptophyta; Magnoliopsida; Fabales; Fabaceae. The record is from RefSeq and is a predicted model, not a curated record. The transcript has 5 exons.
GGAGCAGUGUGGGUGGAGGCACUGGAUUCCCUCCAAUAAAUUAUGGUUCCCUUUCUGCAAUGAAAAUUACUAAAAUAAGAUUUAACAUAAAAGGCUGGAUCCGAUUCAUGCCACACCAUUCCGGUCCCGGAAUACCUUUUUUGCGGUGGUGCUGGUGGCGGAGAUCGGCGCCGGACCUUGCCACGCCUCCUCCGUCUCCCUAACCUUUUUCGCUUCAGCAUUCUAAAUCUAGCGAAAAACGUCAUCUCGUGCCUCUCUUUUACUUUCUACGAUUUGGUUCUCCCCGUUUAUGGAUCCGGGUUCUAGAAGCUUCCUUUCUCAUUGCUAGUCCUCUUUCUGGCGGUUUUGCUCGCGAGAUUCUGUGUUUCUUAGCUGAUUUGGUUCGAUUGAUCUGUUCCUUACUCGCUUCAAUUUUCCAGUUUUGUUGCGGAAGGAAGACUGGUAUGCUGUGAGAGAAUGUCGUUGAAAAGCAUAGUAAGAGAACUCAAGGAGAUGAGAGAUGGGAUAGGUAGCAUGUCAAGGCGAGGUGCUGAAAGCCGGCGUUGGCACAGUCGGACAAAGUCACACGUUGUUCCUGAUAUCACUCUAACUUCAAUUGAACCUAUUCAGCAAGGACAAUGGGCAAAUCUACCACCUGAAUUGCUGCUGGAUAUAAUAAGGAGGGUUGAAGAGAGUGAGACUACUUGGCCUGCACGGGCUGUUGUAGUUUAUUGUGCUUCAGUUUGUAAAUCAUGGAGGGCUGUUACGAAAGAGAUUGUUAAGACUCCUGAACAAUGUGGAAGACUCACAUUUCCUAUUUCAUUGAAGCAGCCGGGUCCUCGUGAUUCUCCUAUACAGUGCUUUAUCAGGAGGAACAGAGAAACUUCUACAUAUCUAUUGUACAUUGGUCUGUUUCCAUCGGAGAAUGAGACUGAUAAGAUGUUAUUAGCUGCCAAAAAGAUAAGAAGGGCAACAGGCACAGACUUUGUCAUAUCUUUGGUUGCAGAUGAUUUUUCUCGGUCCAGCAACACAUACGUUGGAAAACUCAGGUCUAAUUUUUUGGGUACCAAGUUCACUAUUUAUGACAGCCAACCUCCACAUGAUGCUGGAAUUCAACCAAAUAGUCGGUCUAGUAGGAGAUUUCAUUCCAAACAGGUAUCUCCUAGAGUUCCAGCAUGUAACUAUGUUGUUAGCACCAUUGCCUAUGAGUUGAAUGUUCUCCGCACGAGAGGGCCAAGGAGAAUGCACUGCACCAUGAACUCCAUACCUGUCUCAGCCAUUCAGGAAGGGGGCAAUGCUCCAACUCCUUCUUCUUUUCCUCAAAUAAUUGAUGAGCAAUUUUCACCCUCACCAGCUCUGAAAGGAAAAGGCCCAAUUAGAGAUUUAAGCAAUGCAAACCUACCGGAGCUACCAGCACCGAGCCAAGGUUCAGCUGAGCCUCUGGUACUCAAAAACAAGGCUCCUAGGUGGCAUGAGCAGCUGCAAUGCUGGUGCCUAAACUUCAAGGGUCGUGUGACAGUGGCUUCUGUUAAAAACUUUCAACUUGUUGCUGCUGUUGAUCCAUCUCAUAAUGUUUCUGCUGCAGAGCAAGAAAAGGUAAUCUUGCAGUUUGGAAAGAUUGGAAAAGACAUAUUUACUAUGGAUUACCGGUAUCCGCUCUCUGCCUUCCAAGCUUUUGCCAUAUGUUUGAGCAGCUUUGAUACCAAACCAGCCUGUGAAUGAGACCUGCGUCACUGGAUCAGCAUCUGCGGGUUUGUCUCAUAUAUAUAUAUAUACCGUGCUACCCAAAGUUCAUCAAGCAUGGUGGGCAUGCAGCUGCUGACAAUCUUCGCUAUGCAGUCAUUAGUAUUUUCCCCUUAUGCUAGUUGUUGAUUCUGGAAUUUAACUUUAUGCUGUUUCAUAGCCCUGCAACUAAAAGUAAGGUUUAGUGAAUCUUCAAUUUUAUAUAAAGUCGCUUGCUAUUCCUCGCCAAUAAUUCUUCUUUUCUUUCUUAAUAUUGAAUUUUUAGUUG